UGCGCAAUGGAAUUGUUUGGAUCAAGUCGCCAGAAAGCAUAUUUUUUUAGUCUGUUUACAUAGAGAUCUAGCGAUUACUUGGUUAAAUUAAAUACUUACAGCGAACAAAAUAAUCAAAAGCAAUACUUUUUUUAGGGCCAUGUUGAUGGCCGCAGUCAUUGAAACUACAAGUUUAUUGUAAAUUUGGCUGCCUCUUUGUCAGGAGACUAUGGAUGGCAUAGAACUGAACAGAGAUACAUUUCAAAGCAAACCUGACGGUGGGACAACUAAACGCAAACCUUUACUCAAAAGCAAUGGACCGCUUUUUACUAUUCCCAAGUUAAAGAAAAUUAAACGAGACUUGUUAACAGACUUAACUUUAGACUCCCAUGAAUGUCAACAUGACAUCCUGGCACCAGUACGCAAGAGUUUCCACUUCCCUGUGUCUAGCUCCUGCCAUGAGUUUACGAAAGUACAAGCUGUUUAUAAUCCUGAAAUAUCUGCUAAGUACAUGGAAAGGCGCAGAGAAAUGAAAGUGGCUGGCUACUCUGACUCACUGCUAGCAGAAAUGUUUGCCUUUAUACCUGUAGAGAAUCCAUCCAGUGCUGAAAGAAUCUGCCAAGAAGGAAUCAGGUGUGGUAAUCAACAGUUUUCUGGUCUUGGGGUCUCUCAUAUGGCUGUCCACGUAUGUAAACAUGCAGACAUAGUUUCAGCCAGCAGACCUAAAGUUGGAGAGAAAAUUUUGUUAGUUGUCAAAGUUGUAAAGGGUAAAAUGAAGACAGUCCUUUGCAAAAAUGUGGGUGUCCAGCUGGAGCCAACGCCAAACUACGACUGUCACAUUGCCAAGCCCAAUGUUGACCAGGCAACACAGCUAGCACCACAUAUGUUGUUGUACACAACACAGCUUUAUCUCUAUGAGUAUAGUGACUGCGAGAUAGUGGACUACCCUCGGCAGGUGCUUCCUUAUGCUGUUGUCUAUUACACUUACAAGGAACCCCAACCUAUGAUUCCUAAACCCAUUACAAGCACACCUCAAAGUCAGCUACCAAUGCCAAGUGUAGUCCCACCUCUAUCUUCGACACAGACCCCUGUCAAUCCUCAUCAGUCACAAGCUGCUCAGCAUCAAGACUGUGGUCCCUGUAACGAGGUGUGGCGUGGGAGGCUUCAUGUUCGCUUGGAGGCAGGGGGUCAGAUCUAUAUCGAUGUGACCAUGCUGUCCCAUUUUGUGCCCUUGACCAUCAAUCUUAUUUCUCCUAUUCUGAUUCACCACUUGUACCCAGAGCAUAAUGCACAGUUCACUUUUUUCUGUGGUCUCUCCAAUAUUGCCUUGAAGGACGAGGUAGAAUGGAGGGCACACUUCUUCAAGUCUUUUCUCAUGAGGCCGCGGCCUAACAAUGAAGAACACUUCAAGGCCUUGGUUAAACACAUCAGUGCUAAACGAGAGAUGCCAACAGUUAAACUGCCGAAUGAUGUGUUCCUUUUCAUGAUGCCCAACUGUUUACUGGCUUCACAGCUUGGACUUGUCCGACGCGAUGAUGACACGCCAGUUCUCCAUUGCGUCCUCAUGUCGAAGUAUUCAACCAAUGAAGCGCAGAGGAAAAAGCUGCUGGACAGAAAGACUAUUUUUAAGAACUAUGGAAGUGCUACAAGCUGGGAGAGUUUGUUUGACGAUUCAGAUUUCACAGAUGAGGAAGAUGUCAAGAUGAAAGGCCAGUUGUCAGGAAGUAUAUCUUCCAUGUUCCAGGAACAAAGAUAUAUUCAAAAUAAGCUUGCCGCUAUGUCCAUCGUGGAUGCAGACAUGAACUUUACCCGCUGUUCAUGCCGUAAACUGUCUUCCUCCAAGGCUCACUACCAAAGAUGCAGGGACUCGGACGUGGCCAGGGUUCUGGCUGCCUGCCAAUCGUCUGGCAAGAAAAUGAGCCAGCCAGCUGUCCAGGAUAGAUCCCAACAUAGGCCGAAACAGAAAAUGUCAAAAAGAACAAAGUCCAUGCCGUCAUUUAGUCCGCACGGCUCGGAUUCGGAUUCGGAAGUGGAAAACGGGAAAGGCACGUCCCGAAGACGUAAAGACAGACUGACUCUCCUGAGCAGUACAAAAACUGUAGAGGAAGAGCUCAGUGAGGAAGAGCUGACCAAUGAGCAAAUGGAGGACAUCAUCUUCCUGCGGAAACCGGCCCUCACCACCGUUAGCAGGCCUAAACCCCCCAGCCAGGCCCACAAAAAUAGCAGCUCGAGCUUUCAGAACAAUCAGAAACAUUCCAGGGCGAAAAGCGCUGUGCCACAGCCGUCGUCUGAUUUGCACAAGUCAUCCUCUGAACCAUUGUUUAACAUUAAGCCUAGAAUUAUUCCCACUGAACCGUUGGAGCCGGUGACGCUCCCGAAAACAAAAAUCAUUCCAUCAGAACCAAGACUAAUUCCAACAGAACCUGUUGAUAACCUGGAAGGGACGAAAACGUCUAAGAAGGAAAAUGACAAACCUUUAAAAAAUGAACUAAAUUUCAGGAAUAUUCAUCAGGUGAUAGACAGAACUUUGAAAUCUGAACUAGCUACAAGUAAACUGGUAAAACCUGAGCAAUCUCUCGGUAAACCUUUAAACCCUGGAAUUAAUACCGGUAAGCAUUCAAGCCUUACAGUUCCUGUCAGUAAAUCAUCAAACCCUGAAGUUAUUACCAGUAAACCUUUAAAUUCUGGAAUUACUACCAGUAAAUCAUCAAACCCUGGAGUUAUUUCCAGUAAAACUGAGCUCAUUAGUACCAGUCAAAUAUCACAACCUGAGCUCAUGUCUGGCAAGCCUUUAAAACCUGUACUCAGUACCAAUAAACUGUCAAAUCCAGAACCUGACAUAACUACUAGCAAACCAAGUGCCUCUCAAGAUAAUUUUGUUCCUAAAUCCAUUCUGAAAAAGAACAGCGACCUUCUAGUUCCUACAAUUAUUGAGCCUAUACCUCCUGUCUCUGUUGACGAGGUAAGUGGCUCACCAAAAAAGAAAUUAGCUCGUUUGGAGGAAGAUUUUGGAGAUGUUGACAUGCGGAUUCCUAUGGCAGGUCCUGUAACACUACACCCAGUGUUUUUGGCAGCCCGGCAGCCGCCAGCAAUAAUUUUGUCACCUCCGACAACAGAGCCAACGCAGCACUCUCCAAAUUUUUCACUGGGGUCUUGGUUGGCACCAAGUGAAAUUCAAGGAGCACGUGUGCCGCCAAAUGCAUGUGAUGUCAUUAGUUCUAUGUCACCAACUUCUCCAGAGUCCCCACCAAUUGGGUCACCACCAUCACCUGUAGAUUCUCCUCUUUCUCCACCAAUGGAUUCGCAUUCCCCCCCACACUCGCCCAUCACAGUCAUAGACACAGAGUCCCCCGCCUCCCCCCCACAAUCAUCACUCCAAGACAGGUUUCGCUCAUCACCGAUAGCGAUUCCAACAACUCGUAUCAUCCACAACACGUCUCCUGAUAUCAGUCGGCUGUCCUCACCUGCAUGUUCUUCGGGCUCAAGGGAGAGAAUUGACAAUGCUAAUGACAUGAAAAAUUUCCUAAACUCUGGAUUUGACUCUGACCUCGAUAGUUCAUAUGAAGAUGAAAGCGUUGUCACAGAUCAAGAGAUCUGUGUCAGUUGCUCCCACUAUCCAGUAGCCAGACAGAAGGAAACUGUAUGGAAGGAUAACAAAACCCAGGUUCAGGAAAAUCCUAACCAGUCAGCCUGUAAACAUGGUGAUCAGAGAUCUGAGGAUACUGUCAGGGAGGCCCACAAUGCAAAGGACUCUUCAUUGAGUCCUGACUACCAGAUUGCUGCAAAGACAUUCACCGUUUCAUGUGUUUAUACUGAUUGUAUAUGUGUCGACAUGGGGAAACUCUUCUCUAAUCCUAUUCUGCAAAGCUGCAUGCAGGAAUGUACAAAACCAACCUGUGUAGAUUCUGACACAUCUCAUGAACCUUGUGUGUCUAAUAGAGAUGCAGUGGCAGAUGGCCAUUGUAUCAGCGAAACUAAAACCUGGAAACAGACUUUAGAUGUAAAGACUGAUUCUGAAAGGGUGAAUAUUCUGGAGUCUCAGACUGAAAGUCUGCUGUUGGCUGACUCCAUAGUGAGACGAUGCACUAAUAAGUAUAAAAAGAGUCUAGCAGACGCUACGCUGUCUUCGGCAUACUCGUUUUGUAAUCAGUGGGAAGAAAAACGCGACCAUCCUGGCAAGUGUAUGAUUCUGAAAAACGCUGUAGCGUUGAGAGAAAUUGAGAAUUGUUCGGACAGUCCGAUGGACAGUUGGUGCAAAGAGAUGAGGUCAGAAAAGGCUCACCUCUUUGGGAGUGGCCAUUGCAUUCUAGGUCAGUGUGACCUAGUGACUGUCUGGCCGUGCAGUGUCAAGAGCGAGACUGGUCAGACUGAUGAUGCCCCAUCACAUGAGAACCAGCUGCAAGUUUUCCAGGAGUCUGCUAGUCAGGAUACCGUCAGUGUUGCUCAGAUCAAACUCAGUAGUGGUGUGAAAGAUUUUGGUGAACAUUCUCAUGAAUCUGCUGAAAUGCAAAAGGAAACAAAUCUAUCAGACCUAGAGAGUCAACAGCUUUCUUGUAGUUAUUCUCACAAUGGAUUACUAGACACCAGUGCUAAAAAAAAUCCAGCUAAUGAGGCAAAAAACCCAUCCAAACUGUUAUUUAAGAACAUAUCUGAAGGAAAAAAACAUAGAAAAUCCCACCAUGCAAAAGCUGGCUACGACCCUUCUCAUACUAACUCAUCUAGUAGAGAUGAUCGCCAGAAGAAAAGAGAUGGCAUUGAGAGAAACCCAACUGACAAGAAAAACCAACCUAGAAAACCCAAAGAAAGCAAUCCUAAGCAUCACGAAGAUCAAGGAUACAGUGGUAGCAAACAGAAACCUGUACAAGUCACCGCCACCAUAAAAACCACAAACCAGAUAAACAAUCAACCCAUUUCCAACAGUUCGAAGCAUCUCAAUCAAAGGGAAUUACAACCGAUUGAUCAGCUCGAGCAAGAUUUGUCAAAACUUAAGACUGAUAUUAGUGUAGAAAUCCCAGAUCAGUGGGAUGGUAAUGCUGACCAGCAGAAGCGUCUCCAUAAAAAUAAAUGCUUGUCUGAUGUACCAAAAAGCACGGAUCUAGUUCAAUCCAUUUGUAGUUCUCCCCCCUGUCUCCAACGUAAAUCACAUUAUCAUCCAAGGAGCUCCCAUCAAGCUAAUGACCAAAAAGAUCCUUCGAAGAAGCUUUUAAUCAGCCGAGAUGUCUUGCAACAGUGCUUUUCAGACCAAUUUAAAGGUAUGACGAUGUCUGUCCUUGCCGAUAGUAAAUUUGCUGUUUGUGAUACACAGUCACACAAUGAUUCUGAGCAAAGUCAUCAGUUCAGCAUAGCUCAUUCAGUUUUAGACGAAGUUAAAUUUCCUGACUAUGGAACUACUUCUUCCAAUAACAAUUUGCUACUGGGUAGCAACAUUGAAGGUAGCAUUACUGAUGUCAGUGAUGUUGACAGUAGAGAUGUCUAUAAUAAUAACAGCAAUUAUCUGAUGAGUGCUAGCACCUUUGAAUGCAGCUAUAGGAAUCAAAGUGUAGCAUUCGAAGAUGGAACUAAAAGCAAGGUCAAGGAGAGUCACAGUAAAAGUGGCCAAACGCAUUCGAACAAGUCUCACUGUGAUGACAAGCAUCCAAAGCAUUGUCAUGGUAAUUUUAGCAUCAAGGGCUCAGUUAUGUCUCACUAUGAUGGUAAUGACAACUACCUCGAGAAAUGUCAUGGUACAGAUAGCAUCCGGGAUCCCAAUAACUUAAACCAGAAUGCUAGUGACAAGCAUCCCAACAAAUGUCAUGGUAAAGGUAGUAUCAGGGAUCACAUUAAGUUCAACCAGAAUGCUAGUGACAAGCAUCCCAACAGAUGUCACAACAAAAGCAGCAUUGAUGUUCCAAACUGGUCUUACCAUUACGAUAGUGAAAAGCACCCCAACAAAUGUCAUGAAAGAUGUACUAUUAAGGAUUUUUAUAAGUCUCACCAUUAUGACAGUGAGAAGCACCCCAACAAAAGUCAUGGCAACAAGGAUCCUAGCAAACAUCAGAUCAAAGAAAAUCAAAAAAAUUCUUAUAAAUAUCAUAGUACAGAUAGCCAUCCACAUAACGAUAAUGAUAAAGAUAGCCAUAGUGAUUUCAACAGAAGUCUUACCAGAGAUAGCAAUUUGUACCCCAAUAAAUGUCACAGUAAAGAUAGCCACAAUGAUCCCCUCAAGUAUCACAAAGGUAGCAACAACAGUAAAAAAAAACAUCACUUAAAAGAUAGCAACCAUCUCUGGGAAAAAGAAACUCAGUUGAAAUUACACAACAGUUCGGAAAUCAAGACUGACCAUAGCCACAAUAAACAAGAACACAGGAUUAAGAUUGAUUGUCUCUCAAGCAGUGCAAAUAGUCCCUCUGAAUCCUCCGCCUGCACAGACCUGGACUAUGUGAAACAUGCUGAAGGGGAGAUCAGCACGCAAGAAAAUGCCAAGCGCAACGAGCAAAGAAUAAUUCAAACCUUUAACCUUAUGCAUAGACGUGAUAUCAGGCCCACCAGACACAAAGUGAGUAGGUCAAAACGUUUUCGAAAUACAACAAAAUCUAGACGGAAACAUGAGGAGAAACUUCUGUACAGCUGUGAGACUGAAGUUGACAGUCCUCCCCCUUGCUACCAAAGAAAAGGUAUUGAACUCUGUCCUACUGCUGCAGGACAUAAAAAACAAAAGAACCAAAGACACAGGGAAAUCACAUGCUCCAAGCGAUACUUCAGUAGAUCUAAGGUCAGGUUUAAAGCGGACAACUACGAUGCUAGUUCAGAAGAUGAGGACAAGGAUAAAAUGUGGUCUCUGUCUUUGUCUAUCGGUAAACUUGGAUCACAGAUGGCGUGUACUACUCCGAGACUCCAGAGGGACUUCAUCAGAGACGGACACCCUUGCAUAGAAGACAUAGAUGAUAGCGGUUUUGCCAGUAUUCCUCUUAGUAUGAGAUCAGUUACCAACCGUGGCGAUACUUUGGUAUCAAGUCACAGGGUUGUGAGUAAAUCGCUGUUCCAGGAAGACACUUUGAAGAAUCAGAGCUUCAAUACUCUUGAGAAAAGUCAGUCAGGGUCUCUGGUCCGAGAAUGUUUCUACGAAACCGACAAUUUUUCAGUUCAUGAUACGCCGGAAGAAUGUGAUUCUGACAACAGCUGGUUCAUGUUUGCAAGGCGCAUCAAUAGGAAGAAUCAAGUGCAUGUCUGUCAACCUUCACCUUUAACACAAAGGAAUCUGGGAGAGACUCAGACGACACAAUACAACGAAGACAUUGAUUCAUUUCAAGAAGUUAAGCCUUUCAUUAGCCAGCUAGAGCAACUCACUUACUACAGAAUUGAGGAACAGGUGGGGUCAAUGGCUGUUCAGGAUGAACAGUUAGGGUUUGGCUACAUGAAAAGGUCUCCUCAAGAUCCUAAUUGUAAUCUGGGAGAGCCCUGUGUUGUCAUAGACAGAGUGGAAGAGACCAUGGAAGAUUUCUUUCUGGAUCAGGCUGAAAGAGACUGUACCAAUCCUUCUGCUCUCACCCAACUGGAUUCAUUGACAGAGCAACCUUUAGCUCAAAGUGAAGGCAAUAUGCAUUCAUCUCCUCUUCAUCCAACAAUGGACACUUACAAUGAUACUAACCAAAUCUUACAAACACAUAGUGAUACUAGUGAAAAGCAUCAGUCUGGCCAUCCCAGUUAUAACAGAGUACAGGAGGAUUUCUCCACCCAGAAACAUAGAAACAUAAAACCCAAGAAAAAGUCUCUUUUAUAUCAGUGCUCCUCAUCUCAAUCAGAGCCUUCAUUAUUGCAAAACUCUUUGACAAAUAAAGAUGUAGAAGAGAUGAACCAAUGUUCAAAUAAAACAUCUUCAUUUCUGGAAAGUAGAAAUAAAUCCAUGUCUGCUUAUCAAUCCCCAAAUUGGCCAGCUGAAGAGUAUUCUACAUCAAACAGUGUUUACCAUUAUAGAGCCAUAAUUGAUCAAUAUAGACCUAUCAAUGCACCAUUACCAGAAAAGGACAAUAGAUGGUCUUACAUGAACAGGGAUAAAGAAGAGUUAUCUGCACCUUUCCUUCAAGAUAGCCAUAGAGACCACACAUGUAACUUUAGUCCCAUCUCAACAAACAGCACACUGACUGCCCUUGACAUUGUUUUAGAGACAGAUGAAGACAUUAAAAAACAGGAAACAGAAGAUGAAGUAACUUGCGAUUCUGACCUGGCUAGGAAACAGAAUCAGGUGAUGCCCAACUUAAAUGUCUAUAGAAAAAUUCAGACUGAUAGAAGCCCCAUUGACCUGGCAAAUGUGCACAAACAUUCUCCUGAUAGAAGUACCAACACAGUGGUACCUGACCAAACACAUACAAAAGUUUGUAGGAAUAUAUUUACUGACAUUCAACCUGUAGUUUUGAAGACACAUACUUCAAUGAAUGAGUCACAUGAUGUGAUGAUUGAUAAAUCUUCUGUUGAGAAGAACACUGAUAAGAGCCAAGCUUUGCUUGAUAAACAAUGCCACAACCAAUCAGCAUUGAAUGACACCUUGCACAACAAAGCAUCACUGAGUCAAUUUUCAUGCAGGCAGCUGUCACAAAGCCAACUCUCCAGCCGCCACCCUUGCAAAGAGACCAAUGAUGUGAGAUUUAGCAGCUCCGAGUCUGAUGAGGGCAUGAGUGCACAGCUCAAGAAUAUAGUCGAGCAGGUGAUAUCUGGACAUUCUAGACCAUCUGAUAAGGAAACCAUCUUGUCACCAUGUGACCCUUUAGUAAGCAAUUCCAAUGAAACAGUAGAGAUAUGUUACAAACAGCAGGUUAUCAGUUCCACUGAUCAGAGCCUACCAUGGAUUACUAUAGCAAGCCCUGACUUGAGCCAACAAGAGACCAUACAAAACAAAAAGCAUCAAAGCUCUUUCUCUGAGCAAAAUGUCAAUAUUUCAUCCAGAAAAAUCAAUUUCAGUUUAAAUAAAGUUAAUAACUGGCUAACUGCUGAAAAAGGGUAUUUAUUCCCAGCAUCAUCAAGGCAACAAACAUCAAUGGAUGAUACAAACAGACCAUUUAAUGAUUCACAAAGUUUGAACCAAAGCAGCUCUAGGUCACAAAGAACUUGUGACUCUGACAAUGGAAACAGACUUUUGGCUUCCAACACGCCAUCUUUGCCUGCUGAUAAACAUUGGACCAUUCCCAAACGGGGUGAUUCCUCAGUUUGUACCUCUCUUUCUUAUGAGCAUAUUCCUGACCUUCAGGCAAUGAAUAAUUUGUCAAAGAACUCAAGCAGGACAUUUCUAGAAGAGGAGGGGAACAGUGAUGAUUGUUCUAUGCCACAAGCUGAUCUCUAUCUUUCUCAAACUAAUAGGAAUCUAGAAAAUGGACACUUGUUAUCAUUUGAGCAGCCUGAAGAAAAGGAUUUUUCCAAGGACAAAUUUUGUUUAAGUCAAGAUGGUUCAAAUUCAUAUCCAGUUAUGAAUUCGUCAAAAACUGAUAAUGUUUCCAGUAGCUCUUCUGACCAUCAUACGUUAGAUGAAACCAUGAACUCCAAUGACAUGUCUGAUGGUGACAUAUAUUUAACUGAUACCGAAUAUGUUUUGAACAAUAUCUGCAGACCUUGUAGUGUCAGUUUGUGUGAUGUUGACAAAUGCUUCAACCUUUGUGGGGGAAACAGCUUUUAUUUCACUUCUGAAAGCAUCUCUCGGGUUUGCAGGAUCCCCAGUAGACCAACUGCAAGGCCCUCAGAAAGUCUAAACUCACUGGCUUCUUCCAGUAAAAUCCCAGAGCACAAGAGCUGUGUUGAAGAAAAUACUUGCCAGGGGAUGGAUGAUGUUCAGGAGAUUCAAGCAGGAAGUGAAGCCCAUGGAGUGGAGAUGAAUGAAAAGAGCCGUUUGAAAGAAAAUAAUAAAGGUGAGAGCCACUUGAGGGUCACUGAAGGUGAGAGCCACUUGAGGGUCACUGAAGGUGAGAGCCACUUGAGGGUCACUGAAGGUGAGAGCCACUUGAGGGUCACUGAAGGUGAGAGCCACUUGAGGGUCACUGAAGGUGACAGCCACUUGAGGGUAUCUAAUAAUGAGGCUCAUUUGAUUGAAACUGACGGACAGAGUCUUUUGAUGAAAACAGAACCUGAUAGACAUCACGCUGGGAUUGCCGGUGAAAGCAAUGUGAUGCCAAUUGAUAGUGAUACACUUGUGGAAGGGGGAUGUCGUUUGGGGGAAACUGAUGAUUUUUUGAAGAGUGAAGAAGAUGAGGGUUAUUGGGUGGGAGUUGAGAACCACUUGACAAAAAUUGAUGGUGAGUGCCAUUUGGAGAAAACUGAUUGGGAAAGCCAUUUGAUGGUAACUGAAGAUGAGAGCCAUUUGAUGCAAACUGAUGGUGAUUAUAACAUGUUUAACAGAAAUCAACCAAAGCAUUGUGAAAGUCAGUCAGAUUCAGUUCUUGGCUUGCAAUCUGUAACUAACACAACAUAUGCACUAAGUUCAAGUAACAACAAAAAUGCAACUCAGAAAUAUGCAAUGAUCAAAGUAGACAAUGGAGGAGCCUUGAUAACCAUUCCCAUCUGGAAUCAGGUGGCAGAGGAUGAAGUGAAAGACAAAAAACAAAAGAAAAAUAAAAGAAAAACAAGUUCUAAAGAGAACACUGAAAAACAAACUUGCAAUAAAAGUGGGCAUUCUGUUUCUAAAGAGAACACUGAAAAACAAACCUGCAAUAAAAGUGGGCUUUCUGUUUCUAAAGAGAACACUGAAAAACAAACCUGCAAUAAAAGUGGGCAUUCUGUUUCUAAAGAGAACACUGAAAAACAAACCUGCAAUAAAAGUGGGCUUUCUGUUUCUAAAGAGAACACUGAAAAACAAACCUGCAAUAAAAGUGGGCUUUCUGUUUCUAAAGAGAACACUGAAAAACAAACCUGCAAUAAAAGUGGGCAUUCUGUUUCUAAAGAGAACACUGAAAAACAAACCUGCAAUAAAAGUGGGCAUUCUGUUUCUAAAGAGAACACUGAAAAACAAACCUGCAAUAAAAGUGGGCUUUCUGUUUCUAAAGAGAACACUGAAAAACAAACCUGCAAUAAAAGUGGGCUUUCUGUUUCUAAAGAGAACACUGAAAAACAAACCUGCAAUAAAAGUGGGCAUUCUGUUUCUAAAGAGAACACUGAAAAACAAACCUGCAAUAAAAGUGGGCUUUCUGUUUCUAAAGAGAACACAGAAAAACAAACCUGCAAUAAAAGUGGACAUUCUGUUUCUAAAGAGACCACUGAAAAACAAACCAGCAUUAAAAGUGGGCUUUCUGUUUCUAAAGAGACCACUGAAAAACAAACCUGCAAUAAAAGUGGGCAUCCUGUUUCUAAAAGAAAGGCGACAUCAGAGCAGGAAGAUCUCAUUUCUGUGAAGAGGAAAAAAAUGAACCCUUCCCAAGAUAAUAUGUCUGUAAAACAGCAACCUGCGAGUAGCGUUGGUGGAAAUGAGGUUGAGGAAACCAUAUCAGGUCAAGAGAAACUUUUAAUUGAGAAUUACUUGUUUCCAACGAGUGUAAAUCGAUAUAAGUUUCAGGGCCAGCUCAUCACACAAACCGAGCAGCACAGUCAAAAGUCUGGUGAGAACAUGUUGGCCAAGUCCAAGAAGCAGACGUCAAAACAACAGACCCUUUCAGAGCAGCAGACAUCAAAGCUGCAGACACUUUCAGAGCCGAUUAGAGAUGUUGUGACAUCUGAGGACACGUCCAAUGGUAAUAAAACUAAUGAAGUGAUUGUUGAUGCAAAUGUGGAAAGUAAAGCUCAGUCUGAGGUAUCAAUGAAUAGUUUUUGUCCAUCAAAUAGACAAAACAUUCCAUCUAAAAGAAUCUAUGAGCCUGUGGAUUGCCAAGCUUCAGUUCAAGGUAGUGAUGAAAUGAAAGAAGAAAUAAAUGACAAUACUGUUUUUCCAUCACCAACGUGUAGCACUCCUGAUGCACUCAAAUUUCCACCUACUGGUACAUCUUCUUCUUUAUCUUCAAAAGAACUCUGUAAAGCCAAAGAAAAAACAUCAAAAGUAAACACAGCAUCAAAACAUCAAACAUCAGUAAAAGUAAACAAAUGCACAAAGGAUCACAAAUCAAACAAAGAGCACAAAUCCUCAGAACAUCACACCACAUCAACCAAAGAGCACAAAUCCUUAAAAGGGGAUCUAUCAACUCAUGAACCCAAAUCCUUAACCGAUCAAACAGCCAAAGAAAGUAAAUCAUCAAAAAAAGACACCACAUCACACAAAUCUUCAAAACAUCACACCACAUCAACCAAAGAGAACAAAUCCUCAAAAGGGGAUUUAUCAACUAAUGAACCCAAAUCCUUAACUGACCAAACGGCCAAAGACAUUGAAUCCUCAAAAAAUGACACCACAUCACACAAAAAGCACAAAUCCUCAAAACAUCACACCACAUCAAACAAAGAACACAAAUCCUCAAAAGGGGAUCUAUCAACUAAAGAGCCCAAAUCCUUAACUGAUCAAACAGCCAAAGAAAGCACAUCCUCAAAAAAUGACACUACAUCAAACAAAGAACAUAAAUCCUCAAAACAUCACACCACAUCAAACAAAGAACACAAAUCCUUAAAAGGGGAUCUAUUAACUAAAGAGCCCAAAUCCUUAACUGAUCAAACAGCCAAAGAAAGCACAUCCUCAAAAAAUGACACUACAUCAAAAAAAGAACAUAAAUCCUCAAAAUGUAAUCUGUCGGCUAAUGAACCAAAAUCCUUAAUUGAUCUAACAUCAGCUAAGGAAAGCAAAUCCUCAAAAAUUGACACCACAUUCAACAAAGAACACAAAACCUCAAAACAUCACACCACAUCAAACAAAGAACUAAAAUCUUCAAAUGGUAAUCUGUCAACUUAUGAACCACAAUCUUUAAUACACCAGACAUCAGUCAAAGAAAACAAGUCCUCAAAAAAUGACACCAUAUCAAACAAAAAACAUAAAUCCUUAGUAGGGGAUCUGUCAGCCAAUGAACCUAAAACCUUAAUAGAUCAAACAUCUGCAAAAGAAAUCAAAUCCUCAGAAAAUCACACCACAUCACACAAAGAACAAAAUACUUCAAAAGGGGAUCUGCCAGCUAAAGAACCCAAAUCGUUACCUGAUCAGAAAGCCAAGGAAAUCAAAUCCACAAAAAAAGACACCAUUAUUAAUAAAGAACAGAAAUCCUCAAAACAUCACAUUUCAUCAAACAAAGAACACAAAUCCUCAAAACAUCAAGCCACAUCAAACAAGGAACACAAAACUUCAGAAGAGAAUCUGUCAUCUAAUGAACCUAAAUCCUUAAUAGAUCAAACAUCAGCCAAAGGAAGCAAACCCUCAAAAAAUCACACUACAUCAAACAAAGAACACAAAUCCUCUAAAGAACAUAAAACAGACAAGAUGCAAAAGACAACCAGAGAACACAUAGCCUCUAAAGAACACACAUCUGAUGAAAAGCACUUUGUUCAAGAUAACAAAUCUACAGAAGAACACAAAUUAACCAAAGAACAUUUGCUUUCUAAAAAACAGAUUUCUUCUAAAGAACAUACAUCAGCCAAAGAAUGUUUAUCCAACAUAGAACACAAUUCUUCUAAAAAGCAUACAUCAGUUAAAGAACAUACAUCAAGCAGAGAACAUGCAUCAAGUAAAAAACAGACAUCCGUCAAAGAACAGACAUCUGGCAAAGAACAUUCAUCAGGUAAAGAUAACUUUUCUUCUCAAGAACGUAUUGCUUUCAGUAGCAUUGCAUGCAACAAAGAUUUACUACCUACCAAAGAACAAAUUGCAGCUGAAGAAAAGAGAUCUAUCCACAAACCAUUUAAAUUAUGCAAACACAUGUCCACCAAACAACACAAAAACAAAGAACACACCUCUUCUGAGCUUAAGCCUUCAAAACAUAUUGCACCCGAAAAAAAACACAAACCCUCCAAAGAACAUUCAUCCGCCAAAGAACUGAAGCCAGGCAAGACAGACAAGACUGAUUCCCUGAUAACUAAGAACAAAGUUAUUAGCUCACUGCUUAAAGACAUUGUAUCUCAGCUUGACGCUAACAGUGCUGCUUGGCACAGUGAAAACACAAAUCUAAGGUCAACUAAAGACAAUAAACAAGCAAUUAAAGUCAUCAAACAGUUACCUGAAAACAAUCAACUAGCAGUUGAUUUGCACGGAGACAACAAGCCUGAAGUCAACAAUCAAUUUUCUGAAGACAGUGAUCUGGCCCAUCAAGUCAACAACCUCGUAUUUAAUGACAAUAAAAUAGCUUUUGAAGUCAGCAAUCAGCUAUCUGAAGACAAUAAUCUGGAACUUGAAGUCAACCAUCAGGUACCAGCAGAUGAUAAACUGGCAGAUGAAGUCAUUAAUCAGUUACCUGAAGAUAAAAAAUUAGCACUUGAGGUCAACAAUCAGCUAUCGGAAGACAAUAAUCUGGAACUUGAAGUCAACCAUCAGGUACCAGCAGAUGAUAAACUGGCAGAUGAAGUCAUUAAUCAGUUACCUGAAGAUCAAAAACUAGCACUUGAGGUCAACACUCAGCUAUCUGAAGACAAUGAACUGGCACUUGAAGUCGAUAAUAAGAUAACUGAAGACAGUAAAGUAGCACUUGAAGUCAACAAUGAUCUACUUCAAGACAGUAAUUUAGCACUUGAAGAUAAUGUUCAAAAACAUGAAGUCAAUAAAGUAGCACUUGAAGUCAACAAUCAAUUACCUGGAAACUAUGAGCUAUUACUUGAAGUUAAUGAUCAGCUUCCUGAAGACAAUAAAUUGAUACCUGAAGUCAGCAGUCAUCCAUCUGAAACUAAACAGGAAUUUGAAGUCAGACAUCACUUACCCGAAGACCAUAAUCUAAUACUUAUAAAAAGUGAGGCGCCUUUGAGCAUCAACAGUGAAGCUACAGUGGACAUGCUAGAACCUGAUCUUAAGAAACAAACAGAUGUGAUCAAUGAGCUAGCACCUGAAGUUAACAAAAAGCCCUUUGAAGUCAACAAUCAGGUACACAUAUUGAAUUGCCAGCCACAGGAGGUGAACAAAAAGGCAAAGAAAAGAAAGGUUGACCAUGAAAAAAACUUGGCAGACAAGCCAGGCACAUUCUGUCCUAGUGCACAGCACAACGAAACUUUAACUGACAGGCUCGAGACAUCAUCUGUAACAGAAGAAGGCAAUGAUGAUGUAGAUAAAAUCAACACCAACUCGCACAAAGAGGAACAUCCUCUUCAAUCCUCAAAGAAGGCAACCAUCUCAUUUAGCUCUGAUGCCAAGAAGCCAUCUAUGCAAAGCCAAAGCUCUCUAUUGUUAGAUCAAACUGCUACAAUGGCUGGGUUUGCAUCAGGUAGUGGCAAUCAAAAAGUGACUAGCAAAGAAGUUAAGAGGAAAGCAGAUGAAGCUUUGAGUGGAGAGCAGUAUACCAAGAAGCCAGCACACGUCAUGUGGUCAAACUGGAAAAUACCAAAGAAAAAAAAGAAUGAACUCAGUGCUAAGUGUAUUGAAGAGCAGCCCCAGAAAUCCAAAGAUGAUAGAACAGAUGCUAUGAAACUAGAUUUUGGAAGGUUCCAUCUACCAAUGUCAUCUUCCCAUAAGCAAACAUCAUCUUAUUUGCAGACCUCUUCCAAUCAAGCCUCAUCAUCCUGUCAGUCAUUAAAAAGAAACAAAAUACAAGUCUGUUCAGGGCAACAGCUACUUAAUUCCUCUAACCCGGCAAAGAAAACAAUCUUUGGUUCAAACUCAAAAAAAGACAACUGUGAAAGCACACCACGUAAUAUUGUCUCUGAAAAACAACAGAUCAUAAAGAGAACAGAUAAUUCUAAAAAACAACAAAUCAUAAGGACAACAUAUACUUCUGAAAAAAAAAUCAUGCAGACAUCAGACACCUCUAAAAAACAAGAAUAUAAGAAUACACAUCAUAGUAUUGUCUCUGAAAAACACCUGGACACACAUAUAAUGAGAGAACAACCUGAUGAGAUGUUCAGUACAUCAGAGAGACCAGAGAAGGAUGUGCUGGAAGGUCAGUGUGACAUAUUCAAAAAUAAAGAGAAACGGGAAUCUCCAGAAACUCUUUGCCCUGAGGUGGAACCCAUUGCUAAAUGUGAGACAGCAGCCAUUAAGCCCCAAGUAACAAACAAUGAAUCUGAAGUAGUGGCUGAAAUGACUUACACAGACACAGUUUCCACUGCAGUACACCUAGAGGGAGCCACUGUAAGUCUGGACAAAGAUGAGAACGAUGACCCCGUUCAUUUAAAGAUUAAUUUCACUCCAUUAGACUUGCAGAGAACAACUUCAGCUGUAGAUGAUCUUGAAAAGACAGAGAAUGAUCUACCAAGUUCUGAAGGAAAAGUUGACAAGUCAUCAGAGAGUUUUCCGACUGUAAACCUAAGGGACAGUCAAGAUAUUACUCAUGGCAUGGAAUUCCUGAAAAAAGAUAAUGGAGAUCGACGACACAUGGAGCAGGAUUCUUUGGAAGGUGAGAUUUGUAAGGGAAAGCCUUGUUCUUUUCUUGAAGAAAUGGCAUGCACAGCAAAUCAUUGUGAUAUGAAUAUUGGUCAGAAUCAAGACCCAAUGGUCACUCAUCUUUCUGGAAACUGUCCAUUAAAUGACUCUGAUGACCCCAGUAAUUUGUCUAAUUUAAAUAUUGACUCAAAAAACUACUCUUGUAAAAGUAGUGUCAAGGGUAUGGCUGACAUGACAGAACAAGGAAGUCUGAGAGUCAAAGCUAUGCUGUCCAGUGCAAACUUAGAGUUGAAUCAUGGGAAUGCGCAUGAACAGAUCCAGGAGAGGAAAGUAACAGACAGGCCUGAGUGGAAUAGCAGUCCUGUGAGGGGCUUACAAGACAAAACUGAGGAAAGCUGUGAGCCUACAAAUAGUGCUGGAGAUGUGCAAGAUUAUCAGAAGAUGUGUGAUGAGGCCCCUGCGUGCAGUAGCAAGGUAAUUUUCUCUUUUCUUUCUAGACAAAGUCUUGAGCCUCAGACAUCACCGAAGAUAGAAAGCGGUAAGUUGAUGGACUUUGCCCCGGAUAUAUCGAACUGUGACAAACCUGUUGACACCGUUGCCAGCCUGAUGUGUGUUAAAGGUGAACAUCCACUUGCCAAUGUGGAGAUUGGCUCAGAGAAUGUCAUAAGAUCAUCUGUCAGUGGUGUUAGUUUCUCCGCUGACGACACAACACAGGUGAGUAAUGCAUGCUCAAAUGAAAGUAUCACAUCACUUGGCAUUGGUUUAGCAUCAGAGGCUGAGAACUCCCAGAAUAGCACAACUAUGCUAUGUUCGGAAGAAGGUCAGGCUGGUUUCAUCAAGUCUACUUAUGAGAAUCCAGAUGGAUGGUCCAGUGAUCAUGAAAAAAAAGAGAUCACAGAUGACUAUAAUGACCAGAAAAAUAGCACCAAGUCACCACUUGUUGGUUAUGUUUCAACUGAUUCCAGUAAAAGUGACUUAUUGAAGCCCAAAAGUCAACAAGGUUCUGAUCUAUUUUGUCCUUAUUCCGAAUCAUCCACUGAAGAGGAGAGAGAGAGAAAGAACCAAAUAUUUCUAAGUCAUGAGAAAAGUAGAAUGUCUGAAGUGAAUUUCAUCAACUCUUCACCAUUGAGGGACUCAUCAGUGUGUGAUGGAACGAGGAGCUGCCAAUCACAUGAGGCACAAAAACUUUUCUCUGACAAAGACUCAUCCUGUGAUUUAGCCUUAGCAAUCAAAUAUAGAAAGAAGCUCUACAGGCAUCCAAAACAUCAUCAUGUUUGUGAUGUCUCAAGUGAUAACAAAUCCAGCGAGUCAGCUUUUCAGAAAAAGGAUGCAAUAGGCGACAGGUCACAAGAACAUUCCUCCGGUGGCAUAACCAAUGACACAGCUAGUUACUCGCCUGAUAAAGAAGAUGAUAAACAGAGUCACAGCUAUGGUCAUGAGGAUGCAAGUCUUAGGACACAAUCUAUGGACACAAAGUUCCUAGGCCAAAAAGAUGGGGAGCGAAACUCUUCAGAAGGGGAGAUUUUCAAAGUAGAGCUUAGUGCCAGUCAAACAUGCAUUCUUAAAGAAGAGUUAUGUUUACAAGAAGACAUUGAUUCUGGCCAGGUUCUGUGCCAAGUUGGCCCCGAGCUUUCUGGGGAUGAUUCAGUAGACUCAGACGUUAUCAGUGAUUUGUCCAAUAUAUACAUAGCCAAUACAGAUGAUAAACAUGGGUUGAAAGAAACAAAAAGUGCCUCUGUUCAGGAUAGUGCUAGGAAGUUGGUUUUUCCUGAAGCCGAUUCUCCACUUGAUAGUAGUCGAGAUGCAUGGUCCAGUGGAGAGAACGGCUGCUCUACUUCGGGGAAGACUGAGAAACGGGGAAAUAAGAGGCUGGUCAAUUACAUUUCAACUGACUCCAGCCAGAAUGACUUAUCUGAACCAAAAUGUACAGGUCAACAAAGAUCUGCUAAAACAUACUGCCCUUAUUCUGACUCAUCAACUGAAGAUAAAGUGAAAGAAUCUUACAGUGAAGAGAAUGGAGCGAAAGAACUAUACGGUCAAAUAAAUCCUAAUCUUGAAGAGAUGGAGACAGAAAUAAUGUCCAUAAAGAGUUUAGACCUUGACCCUGAUUCUUCGGCAAGUUUAUCAAGCAGCUCAUCAACUUGUGAUAGAAUGAGGAGCUGCAAGCUAGAUGUGAAACAAAUCUAUUCUCCCCGCAAUGACUCUGCUAACAAUCUCUCUAGUGAGUCAGAUUUAUCCGUCCAAUAUAGAAAAAAAAAGUACAACCGUCAAAAACAUCACCAAGCUUGUGAUGAGUCUGCUGAUCCAAUGUUUAAGAGAGGGGAUAAACAUUCAAGUGAUGAUAGUGAUGACUCAACUAGUGAUGCCUCUAGCCAUGUGGCUCAUAAGAAUAAUAAAAAUAAAAGACCUCAAACACAUCAGUCAUCAAGUGAUGACUCAACUGAGGACACGUCUGUUAGCUCAAGUAAGAAAAAGGAAGGAAAGAAAAUUAGGUCACGAAAACAUCAUUCAUCAAGUGAUGACUCAUCUAUAAGUUCAAUUAAGAAAAAAGAAGAAAAGAAAAAUAGGUCACAAAAACAUCAUUCAUCAAGUGAUGACUCAACUGAGGACACAUCUAUUAGCCCAAGUAAGAAAAAGGAACCAAAGAAAAGUAGGUCACAAAAACAUGAGUCAUCAAGUGAUGACUCAACUGAGGACACAUCUAUUAGCUCAAGUAAGAAAAAAGAGGGAAAGAAAAGUAGGUCACAAAAACAUGAGUCAUCAAGUGAUGACUCAACUGAGGACACAUCUAUUAGCUCAAGUAUGAAAAAAGAGGGAAAGAAAAGUAGGUCACAAAAACAUCAUUCAUCAAGUGAUGACUCAACUGAGGACACAUCUAUUAGCUCAAGUAAGAAAAAGGAAGGAAGGAAAAGUAGGUCACAAAAACAUGAGCCAUCAAGUGAUGACUCAACUGAUGACACAUCUAUUAGCUUAAGUAAGAAAAAAGAGGGAAAGAAAAGUAGGUCACAAAAACAUGAGUCAUCAAGUGAUGACUCAGCUGAUGACACAUCUAUUAGCUUAAGUAAGAAAAAGGAAGGAAAGAAAAGUAGGUCACAAAAACAUGAGUCAUCAGGUGAUGACUCAAAUGAGGACACAUCUAUUAGCUCAAGUAAGAAAAAGGAAGGAAAGAAAAGUAGGUCACAAAAACAUGAGUCAUCAAGUGAUGACUUAACUGAUGACACAUCUAUUAGCUCAAGUAAGAAAAAGGAAGGAAAGAAAAGUAGGUCACAAAAACAUGAGUCAUCAGGUGAUGACUCAAAUAAGGACACAUCUAUUAGCUUAAGUAAGAAAAAGGAAGGAAAGAAAAGUAGGUCACAAAAACAUGAGUCAUCAGGUGAUGACUCAAAUGAUGACACAUCUAUUAGCUCAAGUAAGAAAAAGGAAGGAAAGAAAAGUAGGUCACAAAAACAUGAGUCAUCAAGUGAUGACUCAAAUGAUGCCACAGAGAAUCAGUCUAGUAAAAGGAGAAGCAGAUAUUAUGACAGGACAUCUGAAGAUGAUUCUUAUGAUACAGAGAAUCAGUCCCAAACUAGGAGAAGUAGCUAUCAUGACAGGACAUCCAAAGAUGAUUCUCAUGAUACAAACAGUCGGUCCAGAAAAAGGAGAAGCAGAUAUGACAGUAAAUCUGAAGGUGAAGUGUCUUAUGAUACAGACAAUCUGUGCCGAACUAGGAGAGGCAGAAUUUAUGACUGGACAUCUGAAGAUGAAUAUUCUGAGGGUUCAAACUACCAUUCUAAGACAUCAAGAUAUAGGUAUCAUUACAGGUCUUCUCAAGAAAAUUCUUCUGAUUCAGAAAACCAUUACAGAAGUAGAUCUAGGAAAGAUAAAUAUCACUAUAGAUCCUCUGAAGAUGAAGAUUCUUGGGACUCAGACUACUAUUCAAGGAGAGAUAGGUAUCAUUACAGGACAUCUCGAGAUGAAGAUUCUAGUUAUGCUGAUGAACGAUCCAGAACUGUCAGAGACAGACUUGAUUAUAGGCUAUCUGAAGACAAAGAAGAUUACAGACACAGAUAUUCAGCAUGUAACAGAUCUACAUCCUCUGGUCAACAUUAUGGAGACAUAGAAUCUUUUCCCUACAAGGCAGACUUUUCUCAUAGGGACAGAAGUAAUGAACAUAUUUCUGAAGAUAGAAAGAGUCGCAGAGCUCAUCCAUACAGCAGACCAGAGAGAAAAGACUUUGCGUCCUUUAAUUUACCUUACAAAGAUUUGGCAGAGCUGAUGCAAAGUUUGACAACAGAGACCUUCAAACAAUCCAAAAAAUGCUACCCGAUUCAGAACAAACCAGUCAAAAGAUUUGCCAGUUAUUGCUUUAAAAGAUCAUCUGUACCAAAGUCAAAGGGAAAAGAAAAAGCCACAAUAAAGUUGGUGCGUCCAGAGGAUAUCCCUGACAUUGACAAACGCAAACACUUGGCUGACGAGGUGGAAAACUUGACAGUGAUCUCAGGGGAUGAGGUUGCUAAAAAAACAUUGGAGGACAUUCUUCAAAUGUACCCAAGUAUAGAGAAGUCCAACACCAAGGAGUUAGGUUCUGAUGAAAUUGUGGAGGUCAAGGACACUGUUAACCAAAAGUCGACCGAAAACUCCAGUCAACAGCCUGGACAAUCCGAGGAGAUAACUCCUGGUGUUCAUGAAUGUGAGAGUGCUGCCAAAGGCCAGAAGUAUAAGAUCCAUCCUUUCAACAGUGGCAGUGACAUGAGUCUUGAUGAAGAUAACUGCGACACCCACUGUCGCAUUAUAUAUGUCAGGUCUGCUCAUACCAGUGCUAAACUAGCUGACACUCAGAGUGAGACGUGCCUUUCAGACAAGGGAAGUUCCCACAGUGAUCUCGUUUCAAGGGCUAGUGUGAGUGACACUGGUCUGGCGAGUCAGGUCAAGUCAUUCAGCUCAGGUCAUGAAUGUGAGACGAAAAGUGACAGUGACUUGAAAGCGUCUGUAAAUGCUGCCUCGUAUUUCAACUUUAGCUGCAGACAUUUCAGUAGUUUCAACACAUUGUACAGUCUCCCCAGCUUCAGUGACAUGUCCUCGAAUGAGCCCAGAACAAUAGCACCAAACUUAUUUCCACACAUGGCUUACAGAGACCCUUGCUCUGCUCAGCAGUCCCCCCAAAACAAACAGAGUAGUCCUGCCUUCAUUUCAAAGAGAAAAAGACAGCAAAUGAUGAAGGUAACAAAAUGCAAUCUUGAGAAAAGUUCAGAGUUCAUGCUAGUAAUUCAAUCACUCAAAGAUUUAAAAUUAUCUCCGCACCGCUCAGAAAAGAGAGAUUUGAAACUUGCUAAGCCUACGCAACCAUUUUGUCUAGAAAUGUCACCUUCCUCAGAGAAUCCAGUCUGUGUAGAGCAUCCAACACAUCCAUCACACAUAGAACAUCAAUCCCAUCCAAAAAUGCCAUUGUGUACAAAACAGUCACCAUGCAGAGAGCAAAUAUAUCUUGAUCACCCAGAAUUGCCAGGGCAGACAUCAUGUUCACCACAUUCAUCAUUCCCAAACCAACCUUCAGUUUCACCACAUUCAUCAUUCCCAAACCAACCUUCAGUUUCACCACAUUCAUCAUUCCCAAACCAACCUUCAGUUUCACCACAUUCAUUAUUGCCAAAUCAUCCUUCAUGUUCACCACAUUCAUCAUUGACAAAUCAUCCUUCAUGUUCACCACAUUCAUCAUUGACAAAUCAUCCUUCAUGUUCACCACAUUCAUCAUUGACAAAUCAUCCUUCACUUCCACCACUUAUGUUACAUCCUUCAUUUCCACAACCGCCAUUGUUCCUAAAACAGUCUUUAAUCCAAAAAUAUUCAUUGUACCUAGAACAAUCACCUUUAAUCCAACCACAUCCAAUGUACCUAGAACAACCACCUUUAAUCCAACCACACCCUAUGUAUCCAAAACAACCACCUUUAAUCCAACCACAUCCUAUGUACCCAGAACAGCCACCUUUAAUCCAACCACUUCCUAUGUACCCGGAACAACCACCUUUAAUCCAACCACAUCCUAUGUACCCAGAUCAGUCUUCAUUCCCACAAUAUCCACCAUUCCUUGAAGAGCCUGUACUCCCACAACCCUCAUUAUUGACAGAACAGCAGCCACAGCACAUAGAACUACCCGUAACAAGAAUCAAUGAAGCUGUGAGCCCUACUAGCAAAAGUUUAAAGAGCUGUCACCAGCUUCGUUCUAACCUCUGUAGUCCAAGCACUGAACACCACACACUGACUUCACCUCAAGUCAGCUUAAGUAACACUUGCGCUUCAAACUCAGACGAAACAGUUGACAUUGAACCAGACAAUCAUGGUAGCUGUUCUCAGACGUGGGCUGAGCAGGAGCCCCCACCUCAAGUAGAAGAAACAGAAAGUUCCAACUCUACGCUUGAGAUACUACAGAAAUAUUUAAUUACGGCUUCUAGACUGAUCUCAGAUUCUGAGCAUGCGCGUCAGCUCAAACAAUGUAAAAAAACAAAACCACAUACUGUUUCUGGUCAGAGUGUGGACUCUGAUUUGAAUACUUCUGGUACACAAUCUGGCGAGCUGUCAGAAAAUAUGUCGCACAUAGUCCAAGAUGGGGAAACCUCAUCAAAUCAAGAACUUGGCCAACCAAACGAUGCAUUGAAGCUUAGCAAUGCCAAGAAUAAAAUGAGAUUAACUGACUUACUGUACAUUAAGAAACAGAGAGAAUUAACCGCUGAGGAAAAUACACAGCUGAGCAAGUUGCUUGCCCUUGUCAAAACUAAGGUGCUAGAGAAACAAAAGCAAGUACUGCCUAGCAGUCAUGACCAUCUUAUUGGAGGUCAUCCUCCUGGCUUGAGUUCUAAGAUUUCUGAAAUAGUGCAGUUGAGAAAAUGGAGUUUACACAAAAUAACAAUUGAAGGCAGAACUAAUGUGUACACAUGCAACCCAGACAUUGAUUCAGAGGUGGACUGCAUUACUGAUACAUCAAGAGAUCCAAGACUUCAGCAGCCAGAUAUACAGCUUGUACGAAAAUUACACAAAUCUACUAGAAGAAUUCCACUUGAACCAGUAAAACAAAAUGACAAUCUCUUGUAGUGCUGAAGAAUCCCUCUAGAACCUAAAGGACAAAGCACUGAAGAAUCCCACUAGAACCUAAAGGACAAAGCACUGAAGAAUCCCACUAGAACCUAAAGGACAAAGCACUGAAGAAUCCCACUAGAACCUAAAGGACAAAGCACUGAAGAAUCCCACUAGAACUUAAAGUACAAAGCACUGAAGAAUCCCACUAGAACCUAAAGUACAAAGCACUGAAGAAUCCCACUAGAACCUAAA
Molecule: messenger RNA, 23665 nt
Organism: Biomphalaria glabrata
Lineage: Eukaryota; Metazoa; Mollusca; Gastropoda; Planorbidae
Exons: 22
Coding region: 209-23428 (7739 amino acids)
Source: RefSeq, a predicted model, not a curated record